AUGGCUCCGACUGUCCAAACGUGUGAUCCUGUACUGGUGUGCGACCCUGUCCUCCUGUGUGACCGAAGUGACUCCGUGCUGGCGAGCGACCCUGUUCCGCCACAGAAUCUCUCGUUCGUGCUCGAAAAGGGGGGAGCAGUCAAGUUUGAAGAUCGUCCCGUGCCUGAAAUUAAGGACCCACAUGACGUGAUCUUGAACGUACGCUACACGGGAAUCUGUGGUAGUGAUGUGCACUACUGCACGCACGGCUGUAUCGGCAAGUACGUGGUGGAUAAGCCCAUGGUGCUAGGCCACGAGUCUGCUGGCGUCGUCCAUGCCGUGGGAUCCGCCGUCAAGUCUCUCAAGGUAGGUGACGAAGUGGCCAUGGAGCCGGGUGUGCCGUGCCGCCGUUGCGUCCGCUGUCUCGAGGGAAACUACAACUUGUGUCCGGAUAUGGCGUUCGCAGCCACGCCGCCGUACGACGGCACACUGGCCAAGUUCUACCGCAUGCCGGAGGACUUCUGCUACAAGCUGCCGUCCACCGUCAGUAUGCAAGAGGGAGCGAUGCUCGAACCCACAGCCGUGGCCGUUCACUUCUGCCGUCUGGCCAAGGUGUCCCCGGGUCAGAAAGUCGUCGUGUUUGGUGUCGGUCCCGUGGGUCUGUUGACCUGCAAAGUGGCUCGUUACGUGUUCGGAGCCACAACAGUCGUCGGCGUGGACGUCAAUGAGAAACGUCUUGCGGUCGCCAAGGAACACGGCGCGACGCACGUGUAUCAGGGGAAGUCCGGCGUGACACCACAGGAGUCGGCCGAGCAGAUCAUUGCCGAGUGCGGACUGGGCGACGGGGCCGACGUCGUGAUUGACGCGAGUGGAGCGGAGCCCUGCAUUCAGACGGCAAUCUACGUCGCACGCAGCGGUGGCACGUUCACGCAGGGAGGUAUGGGCAAGACAGACAUCACGUUCCCCAUUGGCAUCAUGUGCGGCAAGGAGCUCCGCGUGACCGGCAGCUUCCGGUACUCUGCAGGCGACUACCAACUGGCGCUCGAUAUGGUUGCAAGUGGGCAGCUGAACGUCAAGGGUCUCAUCUCGAAGAUUGUGCCGUUCGAGGAAGCCAAGGAGGCUUUCGACAAUGUCCAGCGCGGUAACGGCAUCAAGUGGCUCAUUGAAGGACCCAAGUGA
Molecule: messenger RNA, 1158 nt
Organism: Phytophthora infestans T30-4
Lineage: Eukaryota; Oomycota; Peronosporomycetes; Peronosporales; Peronosporaceae
Product: sorbitol dehydrogenase, putative
Exons: 1
Coding region: 1-1158 (385 amino acids)
Biological process (GO): D-sorbitol catabolic process
Molecular function (GO): zinc ion binding; L-iditol 2-dehydrogenase (NAD+) activity
Source: RefSeq, a predicted model, not a curated record